Messenger RNA from Megalobrama amblycephala (Wuchang bream), 1318 nucleotides. RefSeq names its product adenylate cyclase activating polypeptide 1b (gene adcyap1b). Lineage: Eukaryota; Metazoa; Chordata; Actinopteri; Cypriniformes; Xenocyprididae. Gene Ontology annotation, biological process: regulation of protein localization; adenylate cyclase-activating G protein-coupled receptor signaling pathway; neuron projection development. Gene Ontology annotation, molecular function: neuropeptide hormone activity; pituitary adenylate cyclase activating polypeptide activity; peptide hormone receptor binding. Gene Ontology annotation, cellular component: perikaryon; extracellular region; neuron projection. The coding region runs from base 406 to 933 and encodes 175 amino acids. The transcript has 5 exons. The record is from RefSeq and is a predicted model, not a curated record.
GUGUGUGACUCGUUCAUCGAUGAGGAAGGAACUGUACUAUUAUAUCCCGGGAGGAAGGGUUGAUGACGUCUGUGGCAUACUUAAUGUGACUUAUUGAAAAAAAGCAAGACUCCCUAUUCAUGGAUAAAAAUCCGAGGAAAUCGGAGCACAGCAGAAAAGUUUUGUAAAAGGACAUGUAGACAAACGAGUGCUGCUGAUUUCACCGAGGUUUUGUUUGCAAAAGUGAUUUUGUGUAUAUUGGUUAUUGUAUAAAAGUGCAGGGGUUGAACCGACGAGCACAUAAGCAAAGGACGGUGGCGCUUCAGGGAAGAGGUGCUGUGAGGAAGAUCUCUAUCUCUCUCACACAACCACAGCCGCACCCGAGUCGCAUCCAACAGCAUUUCUAUCUACCUACUCUGCAAUAGCAUGGCCAGAUCUAGUAAAGCGACUUUAGCGUUGCUCAUCUAUGGAAUCAUGAUGCACUACAGCGCCUACUGCACGCCUAUUGGGAUGGCUUUUCCUAAGAUGAGACUAGACAACGAUGUAUUUGACGAAGACGGAAACUCGUUAAGCGACCUGGCUUUUGGCACUGAUCAAAUUGCUAUACGAAGUCCUCCAUCUCUUACGGAUGACCUAUACACGCUAUACUAUCCUCCAGAGAAAAGAACGGAAAGGCAUGCAGAUGGAUUAUUAGAUAGAGCCUUGAGGGACAUCCUGGUUCAGUUAUCAGCACGAAAAUAUCUGCAUUCUCUGAUGGCAGUUCGCGUAGGCGGAGGAAGCAGCGAGGAAGACGAAUCGGAACCAUUAUCAAAAAGGCAUUCGGAUGGGAUCUUCACCGACAUUUACAGUCGCUACCGAAAACAGAUGGCCGUCAAGAAGUAUUUAGCAGCCGUCCUGGGAAGAAGGUACAGACAGAGAAUUAAAAACAAAGGACGUCGAUUUGCUUAUUUGUAGCGCUGACAAAACUGCCCCCAACUGCCCCUCCAUGUGUACAUUCAGUCCUAAGAUCAAAGUCAUUCUGAUAUAACUGAUUAAUCAGUGGAUCGCGCCUGUGUUCUUUAAACAUGUAUUUAUGUAUGAAGUAAAGCCAUUAAAAUGAAUAUUUUACUAAUAACAUUGUUUUUCUUUUUGUACAAAAGCACUUGAAACCGCACAGUUAUACUUUGUGGACCAACCUUCAGUUUCAUGUAUAUAGCUAUAUAUGUUGAAAACAAAAGAAAACAAAAACCAUCAGGAGGAAAAAAAAAAAAAAAAAAAUGUGCACCUUGAACGUUAUGCGCCUGAUAUCUUUUCAAAUUCAUCAUCAUAUGCAGAAAAUAAAUAGAUUUUAAAAAGACAA